This is a messenger RNA of Orcinus orca (killer whale), 4924 nucleotides long. It is a transcript of the gene RASSF10, whose product is annotated as Ras association domain family member 10. The transcript has a single exon. The coding region runs from base 257 to 1756 and encodes 499 amino acids. The record is from RefSeq and is a predicted model, not a curated record. Gene Ontology annotation, biological process: signal transduction. Lineage: Eukaryota; Metazoa; Chordata; Mammalia; Artiodactyla; Delphinidae.
AACCCGGAGGCCCCGGGAACCUUAGGCAGAGCCAGAGCGGCGGGAGCCCGAGCCCGCGCAUGCUGCUCCGGGAGCGCGCCGUCCAGGCCGAGCACCGCCGCAGCUUGCCUUCUCUGCGCCGCUGGGAGAAGGGCCGGUGCUGACGAGGACGAGGAUCCCGAGCUCCAAUCCCUAUUCAAGAGCUGCCGGGCUGCCCGCUGCCCCUGCCGCCCCAGUGGGGCUCGGCCCCUCCCGCCACCUGCGUCCCGGUUGAGCCAUGGAUCCUUCGGAGAAGACGAUAUCGGUGUGGAUCUGCCAGGAGGAGAAACUGGUGUCCGGUCUCUCCCGUCGCACCACUUGCUCGGACGUAGUGCGGGUGCUCUUGGAGGAUGGCUGCCAGCGGCGACGCCGGCAGAGGCGAGACCGGCGGCGGGGCAUAGCUGGCGACCCGCCAGGCCCAGGGGAGCUGCCGGAACCCCUGGACGAGGACGACGAGGACGACGACGCGCUGCCCCAGGGCAUGUUGUGCGGGCCCCCCCAGUGCUAUUGCAUUGUGGAGAAGUGGCGGGGCUUUGAGCGCAUCCUGCCCAACAAGACGCGCAUCUUGCGCCUCUGGGACGCCUGGGGCGACGAGCGAGAGAACGUACGCUUCGUGCUGGUGCGUAGCGAGGCGUCGCUGCCCAACGCGGGACCCCGCAGUGCCGAGGCGCGCGUUGUGCUCAGUCGCGAGCGCACCUGCUCCGCCCGGGGCGUCCCGGCGCGGCCCAGCCUGGCCCUGACCCAGGAGAAGCAGCGACGGGUGGUGCGGAAGGCCUUCCGCAAGCUGGCCAAGCUCAACCGGCGGCGCCAGCAGCAGCCGUCGUCGCCUUGCUCGUCCACUUCCUCGUCCACAGCCUCGUCCUGCUCGUCGUCGCCGCGGGCCGCCGAGAGCGCGUCGGUGGAGCGCAUGGAGACGCUGGUGCAUUUGGUGCUCUCCCAGGACCACACCAUCCGUCAGCAGGUGCAGCGGCUCCGGGAGCUGGACCGAGAGAUUGACCGCUACGAGGCCAAGGUGCAUCUGGACCGCAUGCGGCGGCACGGAGUGAACUAUGUGCAGGACACCUACUUGGUGGGCGCAGGCAUCGAGCUCGACGGGCGCGGCCCGGGAGAGGAGCCGACGGCGGCGACGGCGGCGCCGGCCCUGGACGGCGAGGCUCAGGCGGUCGAGCUGGAGGAGCUGGCCCAGCGCUGCGACGACCUGCUGCGGUUGCAGGAGCAGCGGGCCCAACAGGAGGAGUUGCUCGAACGCCUCUCAGCCGAAAUCCAGGAGGAACUGAACCAGAGGUGGAUGCGGAGGCGCCAGGAGGAGCUCGCAGCGCGGGAGGAGCCCCCGGAGGCUGAUGGCGGCCUCGACGGUGAGCUGCUGCUGGAGCGGGAGCGGGUCAGGACGCAGCUCAGCACCAGCCUCUACAUCGGGCUCCGGCUCAACACGGACCUUGAGGCCGUCAAGUCGGACUUAGAUUACAGCCAGCAGCAGUGGGACAGCAAGGAGCGCGAGCUACAGGGCCUUCUCCAGACUUUGCACUCGUUGGACCUGACGGUAGCUCCCGAUGGGACUCCAGUCUCGAGCGGUCCCUCGCAGGAACCCCGGCCUCAGGCCUGCGCAGAGGUGUGGGUGGACCAGGCCCGCGGACUGGCCAAGAGCUGUCCUGGUAACGACGAGGACUCGGAUACCGGGCUGAGCUCUAUGCACAGCCAGGACUCGGACUCGGUGCCUGUGUGCGAAUCCCUUGUGUAGGAGGAGCAGAGCGGGGAGAGGGAGACGGCCGAUUCUCCCUUCUUUGUAGGAAGCACCGGCUUGACCGGCUCAGGGACUUGAAACCAGGCGGGGAGUGGGCCCGGACCUUCUGCCGGGCAGCAGCGCUCUGACUGGGCGGGGGAGGGCAGGGGACGCCUGCUCGGCAGCGGCGCUCCUCUGGCCUAGGAGUGAAUGUGGAGGAUGAUAACCAGACGAGGAAGCAGGGUCUCCAUUACAAGCUCUUUCAGGGGAAGAAAGGAGGGAGGAGGUGAGAACCCCCUUAUGUUGGAAAACAAAUGCUCCAGGAAGUUGACGUGGUCCGAGCCCAUUUUCCAAAAAAACAACAAAAAGAGUAUCAUGGAGAUUUCACCAAUCUUUUGUAUGGGAAGGACUGAUGGCAGCUAGAACUUUAGUUUGUGGUAUAAAGUACUUUUUAAAGAAACACUUGGAUGAAAAGGAAAUUCCUUGAAUGUUAAUUGUGACUGUGAACAUGUUAAAACUAGCCAAAGAGGACGCACUGGUGUUGGUCUCAGCCUUACUCACACCUUUGAUAAAACCCAUAGGCACCAAAAUCCUGGCUGUUUACAUUUAUGCAGAUCUGGGAAUUACCCAUCUGCUAAACUCUUUGCCUUUUGUUUUCCUUCAAAGACUAACUCUGUUUCCUCCUAGCAAAUACAGUAUAUGUUAAAAUGGGGUCCUUUUCCCAAAAUCACCUUUUAUUAUUAUAAAAGCCAAACCUAACUCUUGGAGAUACAGAAUCGUGGUAGACAUAACCCCUGGUUAAAAUUUAAUCUAGGCCCUUUGAGAUUUGCUCCUGCAAAGGUAUGUGUGUUGUCCUUUUAUUCUUAUUGCCACUUCAUUCCCUUCAGACACUGUUAUUUCAGAAAAAAUAAAAGGGAAGUUGCAGAAUCCAAGUACAACUACAUUUGCUGUUUAAUGAGCACUCUGGUUGAAAGGUAAGCCUUGAAAGCAAAGAUCUUUGUUAGUAUUCAGCUUUUUAACUAAGCUACGUGUAAAACCAACCAUGACCUCAACAGAUUUUACCAAACAAACCCAAGUCUAACUUCAGUAUCUUUGGUCAGAGAUUAAUUAGUUACUUGUCCAAACCUAAAUUGAGAUAGUGUAAAUAUCAAGGUUUACUAGAUAAGACCUGAAAAGAAAACAUAAAACAAUCUAAUAGUACACCUUAGGUGAAGAAUUUGGUUAACAACGGCACGUAGCCAUAAAAGCAUAUAAAGGCAUAUAAAAUUGAGCUAAAGAUUCGACUUGAAUUACUCUUGUCUGGCUCACACCUUUGCAGACACCACAGCAUGCAAGUGCAGUGCUUCUCUCUUAAUAGCUAGUGACACAGCCCUGUGGGAACUCUGUAAUUGUUCCAGUUAUUUCAAUGAAAACUUAUCAGUUGUAGCUAGUUGUUGCCCUGUGGAAGGAGCCUGCUGGCAGUGUUCCCUCCAGAGCUCAGAACUUCUGAGGAAUGUGGGAUCUAAUCUGUCCUGAGGAGGUAUUAACAAUAGGGUGUGUGCGCGGUGCCAGCCUGGUAUCAACCUAACUGUGCGGGGGCCGGCUCCAGUUUCAACACUACAUGGGAAGAUAACUUAAGAGGUCUUGCUUUUAUAGAGAAAUUUCUUUUCUUGGAGAGAUUCUCUGCUUGUUGCCAAGAGGGGCCUGCCCACCAGACCUCCUCAGACCCUUUGAGCUCUCUGCUUUUUAGACACCCACCCUCCACCACCGCCAUGCUAUUAGAACAUGUGUAGAUAUUUUCAGAUUUUCGAGUGGAAUGGGAAUUAAAAGGCCAUUUUCUUAACUGGUGUUUUCCAAAGACAUUAGCUGGCAUAAUUAUGGUUUUUUCGUUUCGUCUGAUGCAGAAAACGUCUAUGCGUUUGGUCUGGAGCAUGAUUAAAAUGAGGAAGGGACCAAAGGAAACCCACUGUCCCAAGACAGUCAUUUGAAUCCAUAAACACAAAGCCUAAUGAUAGCUUUCUUUUGGAGGCAGAGGUAAAAUCCUCAUUAGAGUGUGACAAACGCUACUUGUCUGGAUGGUUUAUGCUGGCAAUAGACUGACCCGGUGGUUUUAAAGUUAUUGUGCUUCCCUUGCUCCGCACCAAGGGUGGUAGGGGAGGUGGCUUUUGGACGUUUAUUAACUCAAAACACAAAAGUUGGCAGAACAGGACUGCCUGGCAGAAAGGGGCCAUUUUCCUUUUCACUAUUAUUUUAAACUUUGACGGGCUGCUGACGUCAGCAAGUAUGCCUGAAGCCUGUAAAGCAAAUAAGCCACAUCACAGGGAGAAAGCCUGUGGGAUUUUCUGAUGCCCUCUUUCUAGGACCUUCCAGUCCUGACCACCUGAACAUGCUUUCCCAGUCAGCUCUUCAGGCAGUGAAGGAGGUUUUGUUCAUAACAAAAGGUGGUCCAGUCUGCCCAUUUUUUCUUUUAUCCAAAUCAAUUAUAUCCCCCAAAGGCACUUUCUGUGUGGGUAGGAGAAAGGAGAACGGGGGGGGGGGGGGGGGGGGGGGGGGGGGGGAGGGGAGACAAUAGUUCCUUUUACUAAGAACUUUUGCAAGCCUGAGGAAGGUGAAAUAUGGGGAUAAAAAGUGCCUAACAAAUCCUAGAUAUCCUUAAAAUUUCAUUCACUUUAAAAAUAAUCAUCAUGGCACUAAGAAUGAGAAGGAAUGCAUAACAGUGAAUGCACCAGCACCAGGAUUUCAGUGCGCCUGGGAAAACUACCUCCUUUACUGUUCUCCAAGCCUAACAGAAACGCUGAGGAGAAACCAGCAAGCUUGUGCAGGAGAAUAUGAGAUGGAGUAGGCUCCUUACCAACCAGUCCCAUCCUUUUGUGGAACUGAUAGAAUUUAUUGUGUCUUUGAUCUUUAUGAUCCCAUUCUCGGCCAUCUCCCAAACCAAAAAGAUUAUAUCUGGCAUCUCUGUUUACUUCCUUAUAAAACAUGAUUGAUGAUGAUGAUGAUGAUGAUUUGCUAAUUAGAAAAGUUAUAUUCUGUAGUCUUUAUGGUGGUCCUGAAAAUAACAUAAGGAAGAAGAAAAGUCAAUCAAAAUCUCAUCACCAUAAGCUUAUCACUAUCAAAAUUUGGUAUAUUUCCUUCCAGACCUUUUGAAUUGUGAAGUUUUCAUAUUUUGCUGCUUUUUAAAAAUAUAUAAUUUUAAUGAGAAGCCUA